AUGCGUGAAAGUGCUGAAGAGUUGAAAGACAGCAUUUAUGAACAGUGGCUCCGGAGACACAAACCCCAGCUUCAGGCCUACCCCGAGGCCAACGCUCCUAUUGGACACAACCGGGAAUAUUUCAUGGUCCCGUUCAUUCCUCUCUAUAGGAACGGGGAAUUCUUCAUUUCAUCCAAGGAAUUGGGCUACGACUAUGAAUAUCUCGUGGAACCAGUCCCACCACGUAACCUGAGGAUUGAGUCCCAGAAGGACACUGCAGUGGAAGGAGAGGAGAUUGAGCUGAAUUGCACGUCCAUGGCCAGCCGGCCAGCCACGAUGCUCAAAUGGUUCAAAGGCAGCAAGGAGCUCUUUGGUAGAUCCACCCCCCCUCCCCCACCCAUCAACUUAACCAAUGGUGUAGAUUUAGAGUCAUGGGACACAAACACCUGGCCCAGCCAAGACCCCCCAGCCAGCCCUGCUCCCCGUGAGGGGCUGGGCAAGAAAGCCACACCUCCCAAGGUUGAUGCCCGCUUUUCUUUCUCUUCUGCCUCUUCAGGGGAUGGGCAGAACCUGGUGACAGAGGACGUAACCGUGGUGGAGGGAGAGGUGGCCACCAUCAGCUGCAGGGUCAAAAACAGCGACGACUCCGUGAUUCAGCUCUUGAACCCCAACAGGCAAACUAUUUAUUUCAGAGACUUCAGACCCUUGAAGGACAGCAGGUUUCAGCUAGUGAACUUCUCUAGCAGCGAGCUCAGAGUCUCCCUGACCAACGUCUCCAUUUCGGAUGAGGGAAGAUACUUCUGCCAGCUCUACACGGACCCCCCGCAGGAGUACUACAUGACCAUUACGGUGCUCGGCAAAUCAGAAGUGGAGCAGUGGUCAGACAUGUACACGGUGACCAGCCAGCUCUUGCUAAAGGUCAAGCGGGAGGACGAUGGGGUCCCCGUUGUCUGUCAGGUAGACCACCCUGCCGUUAAAGACUUGCAGACCAAGUACUACCUUGAUGUAAUGUAUAAGCCUGAAGUACAAGUUUUGCAGAAUUCUCCUCCGCAGCCGCUCACAAGGGAAGGAGACCUGCUCGAACUCCUCUGCCAAGUCAAAGGGAAACCAGAGCCUGUUGAUGUGACGUGGUUAAGAGUCGACGAUGAGAUGCCCCAGCACGUUUUGGUGUCAGGGUCAAACCUCCACAUUGACAGCCUAAACAAAAGCGAUAACGGCACAUACCGUUGUGAGGCUUCCAACCAAGUGGGGACGGCUUAUUCUGAUUACACGCUUUAUGUAUACGAUCCUCCCACAACUCUCCCUCCUCCCACCACCACACUUUCCACCAUCAUCACCAUCACCACCAACAUCGCCGCAGAUUCUCGAGCAGGAGAAGAGAGCGCCAUCACGGCGGUGGACCAUGCGGUGAUUGGAGGAGUGGUGGCCGUGGUGGUCUUCGCCAUGCUCUGCCUCCUGAUCAUCCUGGGGCGGUACUUCGCAAGACACAAAGGUACAUACUUCACCCACGAAGCCAAAGGGGCUGACGACGCAGCCGAUGCCGACACUGCCAUCAUCAACGCCGAGGGCGGACAGAACAAUUCUGAAGAGAAGAAGGAAUACUUCAUUUAGAGCCCCCUUGUUUCAGGAGGCGCCCAACGGCCGGGCUGAGGGAGGCCCAGGCCCUUCCAAGAAGAUAGAGACAAUGAUGUUGGAAGUUGCUACCAGCUUACAGCUUUUUUAAUUUGUCUCUUUGUGUCUCUUUUCUUUCUUUCUUCCUUCCUUCCUUCCUUUCUUUCUUACCUUUUCUUCCUUUCCUUUCCUUUCCUUUCUUUUUAUUUUCUAAAUUUAUGGCUGGCAAAUGUGUGGGAGUUGAGGAGUCCUAACGUAAAAAAAAAGAAAAGGUGUCCUUUGUCAAGUACACUCUGCUGUGUGACACUUCUGUAUCAUUGGGUUGUUAAUUCUCUGGCCAAGUUCAGCUUGGAUUUAGUUUAGUUCCAUCAUUUACAGAAAAUUCUGUGCCUUGUUUUAUUUUUUAUUUCAUUGGAGGGAGGGGAGGGCGGAGGGGGGGGGAGAGAUCCUACAGUUUCAUACAGUUCUUACCUUUCUCGUUUCUUCUUCCUAGCCUUUCUUGGAAUUGUCUGCUGGAAUCCCUUGAGAAAAGAUUUGGGCUGGUUGGUUAUUAUUAUUAUUUUUUUUUUUUUAAAAACUUCUUCGGUUUUGUUAGUUUUUCUCUUCUUCUACUAUUUCU
Molecule: messenger RNA, 2209 nt
Organism: Thamnophis sirtalis
Lineage: Eukaryota; Metazoa; Chordata; Lepidosauria; Squamata; Natricidae
Source: RefSeq, a predicted model, not a curated record